AACGCGUGAUCCGAAGAUGCGAGAACUGUACUGUGCGCUGGGUCAGCGCCGGUGGCGUCUACGGGCAAUAUAUUGGGCCUGCCCGGGUCUUAUCACCAGCGAGCAGCGGCCGAAAAAGAACACGAACCACUGCCCUCAGAACCACGGCACCGUUUCAAACGAUCUGGUUAUCUGGCGGGUGGGCAGGACUUUCCUAACCAUCUCCUUGCGGCGCAGAAGGGUGUGCGAGCGGCGGGACCAGGAACUCGGGGCCCGCGAUAACCUUCCCUGUACGUACGAACGAUUCGGGACCGGCAUUCUUGCUGCAGCGUGCCGCUGGUUCAGUUCAGCGUUGCAGACGUGCCUGCCUCCUUACGGGAAGGGAAUCGCGCCAAGGGGAUUCAACCUGCGUGAAGUUUGCAGCAUUGCCACCGAUCAGCCUCCAAGUGUAACCGGAAUUCAUUACAACCCGGGAGUGCAAGAAGGAAGGCGGCUCAGAAAUAUCGAACUUUUGGAGUGCAUUUUUCAGUGUGUAGCUGUGUGAGUGUGUGUGUGUGAGCAAGUGCUUAAGUUAUGGCCCGGGAGGUGGGUAAGAUACAGCCCCAGAACUCGUCCCGCCGCAUCAUCAGCAAUCAAAGCAGCAGUGCCAGCAACAGCAGCGUCGACAGCGCAAAUUCGGACAAAAUGCGCAAACCACUGCUCGACGAACGAUGGACGUCCAUUCUGUACACCUUGAUCGUUUCCCUGCUGUACGUCACCGCCGGCACGAUGGUGGGUUGGAGCAGUGGCACCUUCCGCCGCUCGCACGGCCCUGGGGCCGAACCGCUCGCCCUACCGCUGCUAGACAACUGGAGCAUCUCGCUGGCGGCCACACCGGCCAUCAUCAUUACCGUGACGGCUUGCGUCGUCCACCGCUGCUACCACUGGAUCGGCACCAAAGCCUUCCUGCUGACCGCGUCCCUGCUCGCGAUCGGUUCCAGCACGCUGGAAGCGUACGGUCUCACCUUUUGGAGUGCCAGCGCCGCCCGCAUCCUGGCCGGAAUAGCGGCCGGCAUCGCCUUCACGCUCGUGCCGUCGUACGUGGACGAGUUCGGGUCGGCAACGGGCAGCAACGGUCCGCAUCGUCCACCGCUCAAUGAAAUCCUUGCCACCGCCUUUCCGCUCGGUGUGCUACUCCGCUUCGCCGCCGACUUGCUCCCGCUUCCGGCUGACCCAACGGUAAGCGCUUUAGUUUGGGGCGCUCUGCCAACGUUCGCCUUCGUCGGGUUGCUGUUUCUGCCCGAUUCGGCCCGCUUUCUGUGCGCCAACGGGCGUGUAGCGCAAGCGGCCGCCAUCCUGCAGCGCACGCACGAACCGGCCGCCCAGCCCGCGCUGCAAGAGUGUCUCGCCCGCUGGCAGCAGCCCGGCCCGGGCCUGGUGGAAGCGCUGCGGCGCCAGGCGAACUUUACGCUGACCGUGCCCCUGCUCGCUCUGUUUGCGCUGCAAGCGUUCCUGGGCGUGCUGCCCAUGCUGUUCUAUCUGGCCGGGCUGGUCGAGCUGGCGGGUGAGCAGGCGCAGUCACCCGAACGGGUCGCCACACUGCUGGUGGCACUGUUUACCCUUGCCGUACCGGUCAGCCGCUAUCUGCACGCGAGUCGGCUCCAGCAGCGGCCCGUCCUGGUGCUCAGCGCGAUGCUCAUCGCGCUGGCCACGCUUGCGCUCGGCUGGCACUGUCACGAGCGACGAACCCGCAGCCUGGACCUAGCGGAGCUCCCGAGCGAGUGGCCCCUCUACUGCUUCGCGCUGAUGUUCGUCGCGUACGCGGUCGGGUUCUACCGGCUGCCCGGGACGCUGCUAGCCGCCGAGGUGGCGGACGAGAACCUGCUGGCCCUGCGCACGGUCGCCACGGCAGUUGGCUGGGGCUCGGUCUAUCUCGGCGUGCGGCUGCUGCCCGUGCUGCUGCGCACCAUCGGGCUCGGCUGGGUGCUGUGGAACGUGGCGCUGGUCGCCCUGUCAGCCGCCGGGCUGGUGCUGCUUUGCCUGCCCGCCCAGUACGAGUACGCCCACAAAGCGCUGGCCGGCGGGGCCUGCCCCAGCUCGAUGACUUCCUCCGUCUGCUCGACCGGGUCCAGCGCGUCGCCGGUGGCCUCGGCCUGCUGGCCCUGCUCCACCACCGACCAGAGCUCGGACGCACCGCAGCACUACAGCUACGCGGAACAACGGACGCCCGGCGAGGUCCUCCGAGGACCGGAACUGGUGUGAGAGCGACUGGAAUGUCCCCUAGAGGGGAAAGGGAAAUGAGCGGGGGGGGGGGGAGUGGGAGGGGGAAAUCGGGAAGAAAAAGACUGAUCAAACCUUAGCAGCGCUCUGCUGAUAACGGUGUCACGAGGCCGGCCUGCCAGCAAACUCUAGAAGGAGGGCCGAAAAAGCGGCUUCUACUCUUACUCUUGCUGGGCAGGCCUUUUUUUGUUGUUGGUUGGCGUGUGUGUGUGUGUGUGUGCUCUGUUUUUGUGACCAUGACAAAAUUACUCUUUACUUACACACACACACACACACACACACACACAUUGGCCACCAUUCGGCGCCGUCGCUUCAUUAGCGGCCGUGGUUGGCGUGGACGCGAACGAUAAGCGCGAGGGGAGCGACUUUCUUUCUAAUUAAAGAACGUUGGAGGCACGAUUACGACCAAUCGAACAUGGCGCAGUAGCAGAUAAGACGUUCGAGCGAAAGCGGAGAGCGAAAAGAGGGACGGCGGAAGAGGGGAAGAGGAAUUAGUUUGACGCUUGCAGUAGAGUACGACGAGUAGGCUUUGAUAUUGUAAUCGGUUGAUAAGUAGUGUGUAAUGUGCUAGAACGUAUACCAGUGAGGCUGGAGGGGUUCUUAUAUUUAUAGCAGAAGGCAAGGGCAGGGGAUAGAACGAAGAAAAAACAACAAAAUAAUAAUAACGCACACACCCAGGAGGUUUCAUAUACAUAUGUUUGAACAAAUUGAAUCUAUUUAUCUGUGGUUUAUUGGAAUGUUUUUCUUGUUGCACAUUUGUUUUCGUUUCUUCCUUCCCCAUUACACUGCUGUUUUGCUUUGUUUUUUCUUGUUGUAUUCGUUUGUUUGCACAUGAGUAUGAGUCUGUUUUGUUUGCUCCUAUCUUCUCUUCUUUUCCUCUGUCACUGCAUUCUGUUGCAUUGUGUUUAUGCUUUUCUGUUUUCCUUUCUUCCCCCUUUACCCCAUGAUUGUGAUGCUUUGCUUUGAUGUGUUUAGUUUGUUUUAUGUUUGUUUCUGUUUUGUUUCGCGUGUAUGUUUCUCUGCGUGAGUCUAUUUGUGGCCUUUAUAGCUUCCCAUCCAAUGCAAUGGGAAGAGGAGGAAACCUUAGUGACGGAAAUGUGUGCAGUUUUCUUGUUUUAUUUAUCUUUUAGUUUGAAAAUGAUGAGGAGUGUGUGGUAUGUGGAAACCUUUCCCCUGUUCAGUAUCUGAAGACGAAGAAUUGGACAGUAAGUCUCCCCUACUGCCGCUAGCCUAGCUCCCCAUGACAUUGCAAGAAUCGCAUGAUGUUUGACUAUGAAAGAAAAACAUAACAUUGCUAUGAUUAUAUUUCAACUAUGAAUGAUUUCACUUAUGUUGCUCUUUUUUUUUCUUAUGGUGGUUUAUUACGAAUCUCUUUUUUCUAUUAUCUAUAUGUUUCUCCCUUUUUCAUUUAGUUUGCAUCAUUUAAAACAUAAAACAUACCUUGCUAUGUUCGUGUUUUUUUUUUGGUUUUCUGCAUUUUCUGUUUGCUCACCGUCUCUCUUACUAUAUUGUUUUUUUUUGUUUUGUUUUGUUACCAUUUCUCCAUCACCCACCUGUCUUCAAACUCUUACCGUCUACUGUUGCUAGCAAUUCAUUUGCCUUAUUUUCUUUUCCCAUGCAUUUUCGUACGUUGUGGGGUUUCCUUCACACACUUUAAUUGUUUUUGAUAAAUGUUGUCUGUUGGCUGCUUUGUUGUUUUGGGGUUGUUUUUCCCUGUUACAUUUGUUUGGUUUUAUUUUUUUUUAUUUUUUUCUUCUUCUUUGAAUUGUGCUACAUUUACAUUUGUUUAACAGGUGUUUCACUGACACUCGGUUCCGCUGAGCUGCCUGUU
Messenger RNA from Anopheles coluzzii, 4069 nucleotides. RefSeq names its product galactose-proton symporter-like. Bases 553 to 2220 code for a protein of 555 amino acids. Gene Ontology annotation, cellular component: membrane. The transcript has 3 exons. Gene Ontology annotation, molecular function: transmembrane transporter activity. Gene Ontology annotation, biological process: transmembrane transport. NCBI's taxonomy places the organism in Eukaryota, Metazoa, Arthropoda, Insecta, Diptera, Culicidae. The record is from RefSeq and is a predicted model, not a curated record.